AUGAAGAUUUUGCUUGUGAAUCCAAACAGCUCGGCAAACGUAUCUCAUAAUAUGAGAGCUGUUUUGUCUCCACCAGAUGGGGUUGAGUUGGAAACCUAUACUGCUCCAGAGUCGGCUCCUCGCGAGAUCACUGGUGUUGAAACGUCGAAAACUUCCGAGUCAAUUGUGUUGGAUGAUAUCAAAAAGCGCAAUAUUGCUGACAACUACGAUGGGUUCGUAGUUUGCUGCUAUUCAGACCACCCAUUGAUACGCAGUUUAGCGGCUUUGAGUGGCAAACCAGUCAUCGGAAUCAUGCAAGCGACACUCUUGUAUGCCCUUCUGAAUGCAAAUCUACAAAAACUGUUUAUUCUUACGAGCACCAGUGGAUGGGAACCAAUACUAGAUAAGGGAAUAGUGGACUUCAUGGGUGUAGAUAAGUUUCCAGCUAAGAAAUUUCAACGAACCAUCGGCUUGGACAUUGCUGUAACUAACCUAGCAAACGAAGAGGAGUACGGCAAGAUAAGAAUUAAGGUUGCCGACAUAUUAAACGAAAAGUAUAAAGACGAUGAAAUCAACUGCGUUUUGUUGGGAUGUGCCGGUAUGGCUGGUUUAAGUGCAAAAUUGGCUGCAGACUUUCCUGGUGUUUUGUUUGUCGACAGUGUUGAGAUUGCCUUAGAGUUUAUAGUUGGACUUGUACGAUUCUCAAAGCUCAAGUAG
Lodderomyces theae is the source of this 696-nucleotide messenger RNA. RefSeq names its product Dcg1p (gene DCG1). Lineage: Eukaryota; Fungi; Ascomycota; Pichiomycetes; Serinales; Debaryomycetaceae. The transcript has a single exon. The record is from RefSeq and is a predicted model, not a curated record. Bases 1 to 696 code for a protein of 231 amino acids.